UAAAACAGCGUGUGAAGAGCGGUUAAACGCUGUAUGGACUAUGGUAUGUGGAAGAUUUAAACAUGUAUUAAAAUACUGGCUGGAGUAACACGUUAAAUAAAAGAGCUUAAGGGCAGCGUUUGAGUAGUGGUUAUAAUUAUGAUGUGAUUUGUGGAGAACAUGUAGCAGAAAUAAUGAUGAUUUAUUCUAUUAAAUUUGGAGUUUCGAACGAGCGACGUUAGUGCGAUGAGAAACAAAAUAACCAGGGAAGAAAAUUAAAGAUGUACACAACUUUACCAAAAUCAUGGCGGGACGAAUUCGACGACAACGCCACGUUGACGGAACUCAACGACGCUUUGGUCACGCUACACCUUCCGGCCAUUGUCAUCUGUACUACACUUGCAGUGAUGGGCAUCAUCGGAAACUUGAUCGUGUUAAGCGUCUACAUACCCCACCCAAGCUCAUUUUCACGUGUGUUUAUUCUGUGGCUUGCUGUAGUAGACGUGAUAGCGUGCAGCGUCGGAACCCCUCUGCUGGUGUUUAGCAUGAUUCAUCCGUACCAGUUUCCGUCCGAGAACGUUUGCAAAACGUUACGUUUUGUCCACGUUUUUCUAGUGGCGACGUCAGUGUUUAUAUUUGUUAGUAUUGCCAUGGAAAGGCAUCGGGCUAUCUGCAAUUUUGAGGUGGUUGAAAUGAAAACAAUGCGAAUGCAUGUCAUGUGUAUUGUGUCUUGUAUUAUGGGUGUUGUAGUUGCCGUCCCGGCUAUAUUUAUUUACGGAUUAAGGACAGUCAAAACUGGAGUUCACAAUAUCACAGGGACUGAAUGCUUUGUUGAAGACCACUUUAUACAAACUGAUUCAAUAAUGCCCAAAAUAUACUUCCCAUUUCAAUCCAUAGUCGUGAGUAUAUCGUUUACUAUUUUGCUUGUGUUGUACAUUCGGAUUGGACGUCAGUUACAGUGGCAUCUGAAAUUCACGGGACGUUACACAGCAAGGUCUAAGUUAAACCAGUCAACCAAAUCAAGCCAGUCGGUGUGCAUAUAUGAACAAACCGACAGUUCGCCGAAAUUAAAGGCCGGAAGUAUGCUAAAGCUGACUUCUACGUCAGAUAGGACCGGAAGUACAUAUAGCCUCCAUACGCCCGUGGGGAAGGAGGCGUCCACCGCCAGUAGCCGCGUAAAUAGAGCCGCCCAUGAGAUGACCAGCAUGUUUUGUUGGUUGACGGCCGUUUUCAUGCUCUCUUUCAUUCCUCACCUUGCUAUUAUCAUUUACUCAACAUUUCGGACUGAUUUUGCACAGGAUAUGACGUCAUCACAGGUUGUGGCGUAUAACAUAUUUUUGAGAUCGUUUGCUGUCAAUAACAUGGCAAAUCCGCUCGUGUAUUUCACAUGUGUACGUGACUUUCGACGCGAUUUUAAGAAUUUACUUAGUAAUAUUUUCUGUAGCUGCAGGAGAUAAUGACCGUAGUUAAAUAAAAAAUGGGACACAUGUAAAUGGACACAGGGAUAAUUGUUCCGACCUUUAGCGAAGAGUAUGUGUAGUUAUACUAAAUAGUCAUUUCCUUCCAUCAGUGAAUACAGUUGGGAGUCACUUUGAAAUUGUCAAUGUCACACACCUUAAGGUCAGUAUAUAAAGUACGGAGAUCGCGUCCUCUCUAGAGCUGUCUCUGGUAGUACAUGAUUCUUUGACAAUCUCUUAUAAAAAGUACAAUAUUAUUGUAUGUUUCUGUGUUUUGUAAAAGCGAAGGGUUAUCUCAAAAUUAGAUGGAAUUGAUUAAUCCGAAUUAAUGUAAAUGAUCUCAUUUUUGGAAAAAUAAUACAAUCUUAUGUACCAGUGGUCUCGGGAUGGGCUUUCUUGAGUCAGAGUGUGCAUUAUGUGCCGAUUCUUAAUUUGCAUUCUUGGCCCAUAUGCACUUAUAUCUUUAGUCUUAGUCUGCACUCUGUGCCCAUAUGCAGUAACGUCUUAAGUCUGAGCUCAUUCUGGAUCCAUAUGCACUUACGUCUUAGUAUGAUUAUGUAUUCUGGGUCCAUAUGCACUAAUGUCUUGUGUCCGAGAGAGCAUUCUGGAUCCAUAUGCACUAACGUCUUGAGUCUGAGAGAGCAUUCUGGGUCCAUAUGCACUAACGUCUUGAGUCUGAGAGUGCAUUCUGGGUCCAUAUGCACUAAUGUCUUGUGUCCGAGAGAGCAUUCUGGAUCCAUAUGCACUAACGUCAUGAGUCUGAGAGUGCAUUCUGGAUCCAUAUGCACUAACGUCUUGAGUCUGAGAGUGCAUUCUGGAUCCAUAUGCACUAACGUCUUGAGUCUGAGUGUGCAUUCUGGGUCCAUAUGCACUUACGUCAUUAGUCUGAGUGUGCAUUCUGGGCUCAUGUGCACUAACGUCUUGAGUCUGAGUAUGCAUUUUGGGUCCAUAUGCCCUGAGUGUGCAUUUUGGGUCCAUAUGCACUUACGUCUUAAGUCUGAGUGUGCAUUCUGGGCUCAUGUGCACUAACGCCUUGAGUCUGAGUGUGCAUUCUGGGUCCAUAUGCACUUACGUAAUUAGUCUGAGUGUGCAUUCUGGGCUCAUGUGCACUAACGUCUUGAGUCUGAGUGUGCAUUCUGGGUCCAUAUGCACUUACGUCAUUAGUCUGAGUGUGCAUUCUGGGCUCAUGUGCACUAACGUCUUGAGUCUGAGUGUGCAUUUUGGGUCCAUAUGCCCUGAGUGGGCAUUUUGGGUCCAUAUGCACUUACGUCUUAAGUCUGAGUGUGCAUUCUGGGCUCAUGUGCACUAACGUCUUUAGUCUAAGAGGUUUUAUUUUUAUGUUUUAAGAACAUAUUCAAUCGCAUAUUACUUUAUGUGUUUAAUAAGUUUUAUGUUAGUGUUUUUCUGUAAUUGCGAAUUAGCGCUUAAAGAAUAUACUGCAGUAUUGUUUGUUUAUGAAGGAAUUCAAUUUUUUGCAUGUCAAUUCGGGUAGUAUAGCCAGAUAUAAGAAAACAAUAUAAUUUAAAUAAUACUAUCGGUUUCGGCAUCAACAAGGCCAGCAAGCUGUGCUGUUUGACAUCAAGAAUUUGUGCAAGCCCUGAAAGCAUUUUUUCUAGUUUUAAGUGCGUUUGCUUGUUGGCUUUUACAUGUUAAGGAACUUUACUUGUCUGCAUACUAUUUGUUUUUGUUUUUAAAUUUCCGCACGUAGGUUGUACAUAUUUGCUUACUGUUCGUCAUGGUAACUUACAUUUAAUGUUUUAAAUUGAUUAUACAAAGUAAUGUCUUUGCAUUAAUAUUUUAUUUGCUCAGUUUUGGAAACAUUUGUUUUAUAUGUGUUGGAAUAAAUUCACAA
Molecule: messenger RNA, 3288 nt
Organism: Mya arenaria
Lineage: Eukaryota; Metazoa; Mollusca; Bivalvia; Myida; Myidae
Product: vasopressin V1b receptor-like
Exons: 2
Coding region: 261-1436 (391 amino acids)
Biological process (GO): G protein-coupled receptor signaling pathway
Cellular component (GO): membrane
Molecular function (GO): G protein-coupled receptor activity
Source: RefSeq, a predicted model, not a curated record